This is a messenger RNA of Sparassis crispa, 1497 nucleotides long. RefSeq names its product Sphingoid long chain base kinase 4. Gene Ontology annotation, biological process: sphingosine biosynthetic process. Gene Ontology annotation, cellular component: membrane; cytoplasm; intracellular membrane-bounded organelle. Lineage: Eukaryota; Fungi; Basidiomycota; Agaricomycetes; Polyporales; Sparassidaceae. The coding region runs from base 1 to 1497 and encodes 498 amino acids. The record is from RefSeq and is a predicted model, not a curated record. The transcript has 11 exons.
AUGGACGCCCCCAUCUCCCUCUCCGUCGCCUCUGGUCACCACAUCUCCACCUUCUCCCUCACCCCCACCUCCCUCCUCGUCUCCCGCACCGGCGACAAGAAAUGGCCGCAGAUCGAGACCGACGUCUACAACGUCAUAUGGGCUGAGCUCACCGACAACAACGUCCUCGAGAUAUCCCUCCUUGCCCGCAAGAAGAAGUCCGCACCGCUCUCUUUCGUACAGAUCAACGUCAACCUCCACGACAAGGACAAGGUCGCCGCCAACGCUUUCACAGAUGCCCUCAUGAGCGCUGCAUACACCGGCGUCAAGCGUCAGAGGAGACUCAAGGUCUUGGUCAACCCCAAGAGUGGUCCCGGCAACGCCGUCCAACACUACAUCAAGCAAGUCGAGCCCAUCUUCCGCGCAGCCCGAUGUCUCAUCGACACCACAUUCACAACCCACGUCAAGCACGGGCUCGACAUCGCCAAGGAGCUCCCUCUAGACGACUUUGACGUCGUCGUCACCGUCUCAGGCGACGGGCUUGUGCACGAGGUGCUCAACGGCUUCGCCGCACACGCCGACCCCACUCGCGCCUUCCGCACCCCCCUCACCCCGGUCCCCAGUGGAUCCGGCAACGGGCUAGCCGUCAACCUUCUUGGUGUGCAGGAUGGAUACGACGUCGCCGCGGCCGCGCUGAACGCCGUCAAAGGCCUCCCCAUGAGCGUCGAUCUCUUCUCGGUGACCCAGAAGGACCGCCGCGUGUUCUCGUUCAUGUCCCAGGUCGUCGGCCUCCUCGCUGACCUUGACCUGCGCACCGAGCGCUUGCGGUUCAUGGGCUCAAACCGGUUCAUCCUUGGAUACCUGCACGGAGUGAUCGUCAAGCGCCGCUGUCCCGUGAAGCUCUCGAUCAAGGUCGCGGAGGCCGACAAGCACCGCAUGGUCCACAACCUGCAUAACUCCCGCUCCAAGACCACGCUGCGCUCCCCGCGCGCCGAGCCGCCGAGCCCGGACUCGGGCCCUGCGACCUCCAAGUCCCCGCUCCCGCCGAUGUCCCCGCUGCCCCCGCUGAGCCUGCCGUCUGCGACCUUGCCGGAGCUGCAGCACACGGACGCGGACGCGGACGGCUGGAUCGCGUUCGAUAAGCCGCUGGUGUACAUGUACGCCGGCAAGGGCCCGUACGUCUCCCGCGACCUUAUGCAGUUCCCCGUGUCCCUCCCCGACGACGGCCUCAUCGAUAUCGUCAUCCAGGAGAUGACGUCGCGCCGCGUGCUACUCCACGGGAUGGAGGUCGCGCACAAGGGCGAGCAGUACUGGUUGGAAUCGCAACGCUACCUGAAGGCGCAGGCGUACCGUGUGGAGCCGUACUCGAAGAAGGGCUGCCUUGCCGUUGACGGCGAGGCGUACCCGUUCGAGGCGUUCCAGGUGGAGGUGCACCAGGGCCUCGCGACGCUCCUCAGCCCGUGCGGGUUCUACAAGGUGGAAUUUGACUUUCCUGGGAAGAAGAAGGGCGCGCCAUAG